UGGUUAUUUUUAGCAGCGCAAAUGGGACGGUGCCUUGAUUUAAUCUGUUUUUAAAUGUCUGGAGUUUUUUUCUCGAAGGCUGAAGGCACUUGUUGCUGAAGGUGAAAAUCGACUCGAGGUUUUGCGUUUGCGCCCUUCACUGUGUUUUUGUUUUGGCCGCUCACGGGAGAAAGCCGAAUAAACUCGAGAUGUGUUUCUGUUAAACUCCCGCCCCCAUUCCACCAUCACAACCUCCUCGCCCCUCCCCGACUCUUGCCUUUUCGUCUUCCCGCUUCUGCGCACCUCGACCCGGCCUAAACUGCCUGCUUCGAAUCGACAGCCCCCCGUCGCAACACGACUAGCAUGUCGGAAUACAGCGCGGUGCCUCAGCCCGGGGCUGGAGCACCUCUCGGUGGGCAGUCAGCCCUGGGGGUCGGUGGCGGGAUAAAGAAAGAUGCCUUUGCAGACGCGGUACAGCGAGCUCGCCAGAUCGCGGCGAAGAUCGGUGGAGAUGCAGGAGGAGGGGCCCCCUCUAUGAACAACAGUAGCCCUGUAGAGAGCUUCCCCUUCACAGCACAGAAACGGCAGCUGGAGGACGCAGAACAGCCAGACAGCAAGAAAAUGGCCCCUCAGAGUGACCGGGACACUGCCACCGCUCUGUCCAUCGGAGCCCAGCUGGCAGCCCUGGCCCAACAGAGUCGGCCAACAACCACCACAGAAGACUACAGUGUCCCUGAUGGCAUGGUCGGACUCAUUAUUGGUCGAGGAGGAGAGCAGAUCAAUAAGAUCCAGCAGGACUCUGGCUGCAAGGUCCAGAUCGCGCCAGACAGCGGAGGUCUUCCAGAAAGGAGUGUUUCUCUCACAGGGUCUCCAGACUCCAUACAGAAAGCGAAAAUGCUCCUGGACGAGAUCGUGUCCCGGGGCAGGGGCACGCCCCCGUCCUCCUUCCACGAGUCCACCAACGGCCAGAGCGGCUCCGUCCAGGAGAUGAUGAUCCCGGCGGGGAAGGCGGGGCUCAUCAUCGGGAAGGGAGGAGAGACCAUCAAACAGCUGCAGGAGCGGGCGGGGGUGAAGAUGAUUCUGAUCCAGGACGGGUCCCAAUGUCCCAACGUGGACAAACCCUUGCGCAUCAUCGGAGAGCCCUACAAAGUGCAGCAUGCGAGGGAGCUGGUGCAGGAGAUCCUGUGUGAGAAAGACCACCCAGGAUUUGGGGAGCGGAGCGAGUACGGGUCCCGCAUGGGGGGAGGCGGAAUCGACGUCCCCGUCCCGCGCCACUCGGUCGGCGUGGUGAUUGGCCGCAACGGAGAAAUGAUUAAGAAGAUUCAAAAUGACGCCGGCGUGAGGAUACAGUUUAAACCAGACGACGGCGUGGGUCCGGACAAAGUGGCGCACAUCAUGGGCCCCCCCGAGCGCUGUGACCAUGCCGCCCGCAUCAUCACCGACCUGCUGCAGAGCAUCCGGGCCCGAGAGGAAGGACAGGGGGGCCCCCCGGGGCCGCCCGGUCCUGGAAUGCCCCCGGGCAGGGGUAGGGGCCGGGGACAGGGCAACUGGGGCCCCCCUGGGGGGGAGGUGACCUUCUCCAUCCCCAGCCACAAGUGCGGCCUGGUGAUCGGGCGGGGCGGGGAGAACGUCAAGGCCAUCAACCAGCAGACGGGCGCCUUCGUGGAGAUCUCCCGCCAGCUGCCCCCCAACGGAGACCCCAACUUCAAGCUCUUCAUCAUCCGGGGCUCCCCGCAGCAGAUCGACCACGCCAAGCAGCUCAUUGAGGACAAAAUCGAGGGCCCGCUCUGUCCUGUGGGCCCUGGUCCCGGUGGCCCCGGCCCCUCCGGUCCUAUGGGCCCCUACAACCCAAAUCCCUACAACCAGGGGCCUCCCGGAGGUCCUGGCCCACACGGCCCCCCGCCUCCUCAUCAGUACCCCCCCCAGGGCUGGGGUAACGCGUACCAGCAGUGGCAGCCCCCGGGACCCCACGACCCCAGUAAGGCGGCUGCGGCGGACCCCAAUGCCGCCUGGGCCGCGUACUACGCCCAGUAUUACCAGCAGCCCCCCGGCGCGGUGCCCGGGCAGCCCCCUGCCGCGCCCUCAGGUGCCCCCGCCCCCGCCGAGCAGCCCCAGGCCGGGCAGACCCCUGGGGGCCCGCCGGACUACACCAAGGCCUGGGAGGAGUACUACAAAAAGAUGGCUCAGGCAGGUGGUGGUGCACAGGCCAGCGGCAGGCCUGUCGGCGGCUAG
Messenger RNA from Anguilla rostrata (American eel), 2211 nucleotides. Its product is annotated as far upstream element-binding protein 2-like. The record is from RefSeq and is a predicted model, not a curated record. Gene Ontology annotation, biological process: regulation of gene expression. The coding region runs from base 343 to 2211 and encodes 622 amino acids. NCBI's taxonomy places the organism in Eukaryota, Metazoa, Chordata, Actinopteri, Anguilliformes, Anguillidae. The transcript is spliced from 17 exons. Gene Ontology annotation, cellular component: nucleus; cytoplasm. Gene Ontology annotation, molecular function: mRNA binding.